Bactrocera oleae (olive fruit fly) is the source of this 2541-nucleotide messenger RNA. Its product is annotated as ATP-binding cassette sub-family G member 1. Gene Ontology annotation, molecular function: ATP hydrolysis activity; ABC-type transporter activity; ATP binding. Lineage: Eukaryota; Metazoa; Arthropoda; Insecta; Diptera; Tephritidae. The record is from RefSeq and is a predicted model, not a curated record. Gene Ontology annotation, cellular component: membrane. Gene Ontology annotation, biological process: transmembrane transport.
AUGGAGCUCCAAGCUAACAAUGCGAUUAGAAGGCAAUCAGUCGAAGUCGGUAAAUUCACAAGACAAAUGUUCCUGAGUAUAUGCGGAUACGCUAGAGUGAAUUAGACUUAAAAUGUGAUAAAAACUACAUAAGAUUAAAUUUAUGAAACUAGAAAAAUUAUAUUCAAAAAAACAUGCAUUACAUACUUAUAUACAAAUAAAGAUUGAAUGUGCGCCCAAGAAUGUUUUCCUCUCUGAGUGUUGUGCAUAUGAGUUGGGAAUCACUGGCCAGUAAUAUAGUAGGUCGUUCGUUGUGUGUUAGCGAAAUUUAUGUAUGUGAAACACUCAGUUAUUUUAAUUUCAACCUUAACUGUGAAUCGACUUGGUGUUAGUGAUAUUAUAUCAAUAUAGAUUAAAUAACUGGGUUAUUCUAAUAACCGUGCGCGGAUAGUGAUAUUUGAAAAUGCCAGAUAAGGAUAACUAUGACGCAAUGGAGAUCGAGACGAAUGGCAGCGGCAGUUCAGCAAAUGGCAACCUCUUGGGUCAAGAGAAAUUCAUAUUACAAUUCUGCAAUGUUUUCUAUACUGCUAAACAGAAAAAUAAACUGGUUACGAUACUUAAUGACAUAUGUGGAGAGUUCAAAUCUGGUCGUCUAACCGCUGUGCUGGGGCCAUCUGGUGCGGGGAAAACUUCGAUUCUCAAUGUCCUAUCUGGCUUCAAAGCAAGUGGUGUGUCUGGCAAAAUCACCUUCAAUGGAGAAGAGCGAAAUAACUUGGCAUAUCGCAAGGUAUCAUGCUACAUUCCACAAGAUUUUGCCUUGCUCGAUUUAUUAACGGUGCAGGAGACCAUGAGCGAUUCGGUGGAUCUUAAAUUGCCUUCGAAAACAACUUCUGAAGAAAAAGAAAAAAUUGUCAACGACAUUAUUCGGAUACUAAAUAUGGAGAAGUGCCGACACAGAUUAGUGCGUAAUCUUUCUGGCGGUGAGAGGAAACGUCUAUCUAUUGCUAUAGAAUUGGUCACUAAUCCUCCGGUUAUGUUUUUUGAUGAGCCAACUAGUGGAUUGGAUAGUGUCUCCAGUUUGCAGAUAAUCAACUAUAUGAAACGAUUGGCGCUUGAUGGCCGGAUAAUUGUGUGUGUAAUUCAUCAGCCCAGUUCGAAACUUAUGAAACUAUUUGAUGAUGUUAUAGUUAUGUCGCGGGGAAAUUUGGUGUAUUCAGGACCAAAAGUGGAUAUGAUCCCCACUUUUGAGGAAGCGGGCUUUGCAUUUCCCGAAUACUACAACCCAGCCGAUUUCGCUUUAGAGGUUAGCAGUGAAGAGCACAAUGAACAAAUCCUGAGUUUGAUUGAAAGAAACAAAAACCGUUAUUGCGGAACGUCCACCCAUCUAAAUGAAGACGCAACGAAUGCAAUAAACGAAAACACAAAAAUAUUAAAUGACUCGAAUAAUCACACCACAAUUAACGUGCCAUCGCAUAAUGGCUCUGAAAGCGGACGAUCAACACAUGAACGAUGCAGAUUCACAGUCAUACGUCCCAAAGCCAAGGUAGGGGUCUACAGGCAAAUGGUCAUACUCACACGGAGAUCUCUACGCACAAUGUCAAGGAACCUGAUAGCAGUACAGUUACGUGUUGUAGUGCAUGUUAUUGUUGCAGUUCUUGUUGGGGCAGUAUUUUGGGAUAUCGGCAAUGACGGUGGCAGGACUUUAACAAAUAUUUCUUGUAUUUUUUUCAUUAUAAUGUUUAUUUUCUUUGGCAACGCAAUGCCUUCGAUAUUACUAUGUCCACAGGACACGCCAGUUUUUAUACGUGAGUACUUAAACGGUUGGUAUUCCCUUAGAGCCUACUAUGCUUCAAAACUCACCUCAGAUCUUCCGAUGCUCCUUAUUUGUCCAACUUUAUUUACGACAAUAAUUUACUUUAUGACUAGUCAACCGGAUGACGUUGUACGAUUUGCUAUGUGCUGGGUGGUUAGUAUAAUUUUGGCCAUUGUGGGUCACUUUAUGGGGUUAGCGUUUGGGUCGAUAUUCGAAUUGCAGAUGGCAAUCCUAUUAGUACCUGGAAUAUCGAUUCCUUUUAUGAUUUUCUCAGGGUUUUUCAUACGUAUUCAUGAAGUGUCCGAUAUUUUCCGGCCAUUGUGUGAUAUCUCCUUCUACCGUUAUACCAUGGAGGCAUUUAUUCAAGCAAUAUAUGGGUAUGGUCGCCCCGAUUUGCAAUGUUAUAGAGAAUUCUGUUACUUCAAAUCACCAACUAAAUUGCUAAAGGAGUUGGAUAUGGAAGCUGACUUGUAUGGGCACGACAUAUUCGUACUUUCCAUUUGGAUAUUAUUCUUUAUGGUGUUAUUUUUCAUUAGCUUGGUUUUACGUAUUAAACGCGAGCAAUAAGUAUAUAGAAUUUUCUUUUAAUUAGCUAUUUUUUUACAUUAUUUAACGCAAAAAAUACAAGAAGGAAAGAAUCUGUAUAUUAAUUCAACAAAUACACACGCGUUUCCCAUUUGAAAAAGUGCAAGUGAUUUAACUUUUUUAUGCAAAAUUAGGUAAAUAUAAAUAUUCAGAGCACUCCAAAA